UCGAUUUCUUUCUCAAACGUUUUUCAAAUAUUAAUAAAAAAUCUCGCACCAUGAACAAGCAAUUGUUUUCUUAUUUCAUGGUUUUUGUAGUUCUCCUCUCAGUAAUAACGAUUGUUCCAAAAACUGAGGCACAAAAGAGAUGCAGGAAAGUACUAAACCCGGGAACACAAUGUUUGUUGGCAAAGUGCAGAGAAGAUUGUUUCAAGCAGUUAAAUGGCAACGGAGUUUGUGUUGAGACGCCACCAACCUCUGGCAAGUACACAUGUAACUGUUUCUACAAUUGUGGCCCUGGACUAUGAUUUCUGUAUUUUAAACGCGUUCGAUAAUUAUGUAAACUCAGUUUAAAAACAUUAUCAUAAUCUAUAUAUAAU
Messenger RNA from Camelina sativa (false flax), 371 nucleotides. Its product is annotated as putative defensin-like protein 165. The record is from RefSeq and is a predicted model, not a curated record. NCBI's taxonomy places the organism in Eukaryota, Viridiplantae, Streptophyta, Magnoliopsida, Brassicales, Brassicaceae.